GCGCAGACGGGUUCGCAGACGACAGGGCGUGAAGCAGACGACGGGAAGGGGUGAGGAGCAGCGCGGCCGUCUGGUCCGUCUGGCUCGCGGUUGGUUGUUGGCUGGACAACGGCUGGUGGUGACGACGGCAGCUGGUGAUUUGUUGCGUGCAGUGGGCUGGUGUCGUUUGUUUGGGCACUUCGUGGUCAAGCUUUUGAAAACCGCAUCUGGCACAGGUAGAGCCGGACGCUACGCGCAGUCCGUUGUUAUCUAACGGCGUCGGCAGCGAGAUUCUUUAUUGGAGUGGCUCGGCUUUCGACGGGAGAGCUGCUGCUCAACGGAGACUGCUCGUUCGCAGGUUUGAAUUUCGAAGGGAGACGACGUUCCAUUCGUUGCUAACGGGGUUCGGCGCGAAACAAGCCGCCGACAGAAAAUCGGCAAGCGGAGGAUCCCACCAGCCACCAUAGGAAAAAGCGGAAGACGCCUACAAGUGGGGGAAGCCGGACAACGGUGCCGAAGACGGACCGCUGCGGUAACUGCUACACUGCGGACGUAUAGCAGACGACGCAGCUGGAGCAGACGACGCGGAGGCGCCUACUGUUUGAAACGAAGGAACAAAAAAACAAAAAAGCAUUUAAAGAUGGCGGAAGCAGUACCUCUGUAACGGAACGCCUCGCUUCGAUUGUGUUUUCGGCGACGCAGAAAGAAACGACGAUCAGCGUUCACCGGCGACUGAAUCGAGAGUUGAAAAAUAUGCUACAGGAGACGAAGCGGAGCCUGAAGUAGGUGUGACCAAUUUGGCAGCGCCGAAAACGAUAUUCCGUGGACGUGUAAUUCGGCGCCCGUGUGUCGUCGCUUUUUAUGUAUCUCGCGAACGGUGUGGAGAAGGAGCGCUUGACAACUGUCGGUCACGUAUCGGGAACCAGCGCCAUUUGUUUAGAACGGCCAACGCGUACGGUAAAGUGAACAAAACAAAAAAUAUUGGGAGAACAAGCACCGCUGUCGAACUGACACUCUUACCUUACCUUUGUUUCCCUCGCGAACUGUUUUGAGAACAGUGUUGUGUGCUUAUUGAGGUCACAGUCGGACAAUUUUUCGAAAAAAAUCUCUCGAAGACGUCUUGAUGCCGGCCGGAUUCAUGAUGGAUAUAUCCCGCCAUUCCUCAUCGAGCGAGCUCGGAGGACAGCUCAUGUCGCAGGGCGAGCAGGAACUGGCCACUAAGAUGCUCCAGAUCCAGUCCAAGAGGUUCUACCUGGACGUCAAGCAGAACCGGCGGGGCCGCUUUAUCAAGGUGGCCGAGGUGCAACAGGUUGGGGUAGUGGGUAGGAAAAGUCGCCUCCUCCUCGCCAUGUCAACAGCCGCUGAGUUCAGGGACCACCUGACAUCCUUCAGCGAACUGUACGCCUCCCUGGGUCCCCCAAAUCCAGAGAACCUGCCUGAGGAUGGCAAGUUGAAAAGUGAGAUUAUGAUUAAGGACAAUAGGCGCUACUACCUGGACCUCAAGGAAAACUCCAGGGGGCGGUUUCUAAGGGUGUCCCAGACGAUAGCACGAGGUGGUCCUAGGUCCCAGAUUGCCAUUCCCGCACAGGGUAUGAUCGAGUUCCGCGACGCGCUCACAGAUUUACUAGAAGAGUUUGGCACAGACGACGGAGCUUUCAAAGGAGAACUACCCGAAGGGCGCCACAUGCGUGUAGAAAACAAGACGUUUUAUUUCGACAUUGGGCAGAAUACCCGAGGCAUCUACAUGCGCAUCUCCGAGGUGAAGAACAACUUCCGGGCGGCCAUCACCAUUCCAGAGAAGUCGUGGUCGCGCUUUAGGGACUCCUUCUCGGACUACGUUGAGAAGAUGAAGGAGCUGACGGAGAAGUCGGCCGCCGAGGGUGGCAAGUGAGAGCCGUCGCCCGACCGCCCGCCCAGGCAGCCACCGCCCACCCUUCGCUCUGGCGGCGCCCCAGGGUCAUCCGGUGUGGCGACGACACCGUCGCGCUCCCCGACAUGCCGCACCGCCCUAGAGCCGCCCCACGGUCUUUCAGCAUCGGCACACCGACGACCAACCGACCGGCCGACCAGGAAGGAGGAGGAGGAGGGCGAGCGCGACUGCUGCGACUUCUCUCCGCGAUGGGGCGCGACCGCAGAGCCACGCGGCGGUCCCGUCCUUGGUGCGGCCUCUCAACGUUCCUUCUUAGUGCGCCCCGUGGUGGACAGCUGCGAGGACUUUUGACAAAAAGAUGCCGGUGAUAAAAAAAAAGGGAGAAGAGCUUGGAAGACUUAGGCGACAAGAACUUUUUUUUGAGAAGACAGAAAGCGGGGAGGGGUGGAUGAGAGAGGAGACUGGUGGUGGUUGCAUGGAGGAAGACUGUGGUUGACGGUGACCAGUUGGCAUCAUCCCGGGCUGGUCCGUGUGUGCGUGUGUGUGUAGUUUGAGAGGCCAGUCCGCAUUACCAAAAGGCCCCCGUCGGCGUUGCCGAACGGUCCCGCCUGCAUCGGCGAGGGCCGUCCGGCCGUUCCCGGAGGCCGUUCGAUGUUGUCGUGCGUCGGGCACCGGCGUCUGGCGGCCCGCGUCGUCGAGGGCUACCGGGCACCCGCAGACGACAGCCGGCAUCGUCACAAAAGGCCACACGGUGCCGCCUGAAGUCCGGCAAGCUUUGACGACUGUCGGUCCGCAAGCCGGCCCUUCAGUUCUCGCCGUCGUCGUCGAAUGCCACCGACGAUGUGAGAAAAAGAAAAAUUGCGUCUUAGCUCGCCGUUUUUUUUUUUCAUUAUUUUUAGUGUUGUCAUGUUUCUAAAACAGUCAUCAUCUUUUGUUUUGUACCUUCUUUUUUGUUUCUCACUGUUCCCCCUUGCCAAUGCUUCCUGCGCGAACUGCGUCCUGACGAGCGCCUAAAAGAGUGAUAGCGUGUUCCUGCUGUCCGCAGUGAGUGAGUGCUGCGCAGCUGACGUCCCGGUGAUGUUGUGCUGCUGCGCGGUCUCACGCCUGCAGAGGCGACGCUCGGACGAAGCACGGCCGGGAGAAUGUGAGUGAGUGAGUUUAGAUGGUGAGGAGAGAUGCCUGGCUUUGGGAGCAUUGGCAAGUCAGGGUUUGCAAUGACUCCGAGUGAGAGAGAGAGAGAGGGAGAUAAGUGUGGAGAAUCGAAGGUUUUAAGAGUGUGGAAUAUUCGGUGGCUUGUCACGGCUCCAGGGCUUACCACCUUUCGUGCAAAGUCGUCGGUGUUGCGUCCAGAACUGUCGAGGUCCUUUUCUUGACGGCCAUUGCUUGUCAAGAGGCCUUGGUCAGGGCGCGUAUUCUGUGAUCCUGCGCUGGCCGCACGUUGCGGCAUUUGUGACACAGGGCAGCGUUCAUCGACGCGCUUGUGCUGAAGACCCUGUGUGUAGCGUCGAAAAGUGAUGGCAGGACGUUGGAAAAAUUAAGCGUACAACGUCAGCUUAUUUACUAUGCCCGCAGCUUUAAGCAGCAUGACAUUACAUGGAUAUGAAGGCCACGUGAAGUAAAAAAUUAUAACAAUAUGUAUCGCUAAGCUAAAAGGACGCAUUGCAAGGUUCAGAAUGUGGCUAGAGAAAAAUACAAUAACUCUACAAAAUAACUCCCAUCAAAGAUCAGUAUGGAGAAUUUAUCUGAAGCAGUGUUCCAAGUCAUUUAAAAGCACGAAUGAUGUAUGCAUCGAGGUUGGAGAAUUAUAAAUUACGCAGACAAUACGAAAAAUCAUCCCGGCUUAUGCGCGGGAGUCGCGUAGGAUACUUUGUAUCACUUUAUUGUGCUAGGUGUUCAUAUUAGGCAGCCUAGAAGUGAUGUGCGAAAUUAUCUACCCUUUUGAAAGAGACACUCUUUGAAAUAUCAGGAGACAGUGCAUAGGAUACAAACAGAUCCCUAAUUUGUGCAGCCGUGGCUCUCGUAUCCAUAUUGAGAAGUUCCAUAUGCGUUCCGACAAUUCCCUAUGUUGUCCAUUAGGUUAUGGAAAUUUAAUGGAAUUCAUGCGGAAUCCUCAUGUGCUCCUUAAAAUUGUGUGGAUAUCAUACGGACUUGUCGGAAUGGCAUAUGGAAUGCUUCAGUGGGGGUUUCCAACCUUGAAAUUUUACAACCUCAGGGUCACUGCUGCACAUUUAGUGACAUCUUUGAAGCGCUCAGAGGGUCGGCAGAUGAGUGUUCGAGAAUCGCUGCUCGAGGGUAGCCACUUAGUCUUGAACGAUCCUGAAAUGUGUACUGCACAUACACACACUGAGGCCCUUAAAGAAGUACGGACACGCAUUUUGAAAGUUCUAGCGACUCUGCACGCUUGUCGCCUUUGAAACGCACUUGGGAGCUAAGGUUAGAAAACACUCUUCACGUCUUAAUUUUAAAACUAGAGUUGGCCUCAAAGCGAUGUCGACGCAACCACGACAUCGUGAUGUCAAGGAAAGCUUGACGACAUCAUGCAGCAAUAAUUACUAGGCAUGAUGACAUCACUCGUUAAGAAUUUUGGAAGGGGGUGCUGCACGUGCUGCUUUCAGCUGCGCGUGCUCACAAGGUGACGGUGUCACAGUUUUGUCACAACGUGACAGUGCCGUGACUUAUUCGAAUCGUCUGUGCCGGAACCGGUUUGUAGAAGCGAGCAUGACGGGGCAUUAGUGGGGCCGAUUUAAACUGCGACAUUCCGGACGACCUGCUUCGCUUUAUGUCGAGAGAUGACCAUUUGAAGAUGUCGUGUCGGUACUUCUGUGAGCCCUGGAGUCGUACGAGCCACCGAGAAAAUGUGCCAGUCAAUUUUGCCCGGUGAUACCCGAGAGUGAGAGGUGUGCGAGAGAGAGUUAGGUGUGUAGGUCAAGUUUUUUCAAAGGAAGGCACGGCGGCCAGGCAUCACAGCCCCUUCGUUGGCACGCGCAAGAUGGUGGUUCUGGCGCAAGGCAGUGUCUCUUUCAACGUUCUCAAGCCCGGAGCGUCCUCUAGUCGAAGCACUUCAGUGAUUGCGGUGCACUUCUGUGCCCCAGUAAUCGGCUAUGUAUUCACCAACUUUCUCAAGUAUCACUUGACAGCUCAAUGAUAUGUGCUAAAACGAAGUUGUCAUUCGGAAUUGAGGUCACUAGCGACGUGGGUGCUUGAACGAGCUCUUGAAAUGAUUAAGCAAUUAGGAAUCAUCGUGCAGUGUUUGUUUUUCUUUUCCUGUUUCUCACGAUAAGCAUGUCCAGUACAAUACAGCCAUAGUAUGCCUCGGCAUUCUCCUAAUUCACUGAACUCUGUUAAGCGAAGCAAAGUUGUGGUGCCAAAAUUGAACGUUACACAUGUAAAAUUGUUAAUCCUUUUGUUUGCUGAAACACACGCUUCUGGAGUAACGUGCAUACGGUACCAGAGUUCUUGUUUUCGUACUUUUUGUUUACCUUUAUGAAUGCUGCUGUCAAGACUGUGCAUGUGAAAAAUGUACCCACAGGUUGAGCGUGUUUUUUGAAUGCACCAGACUGUGAAGAAAACUGCAGUCGCGUAUGUGACACGUCCAAGUGACACCAAUACCGAAUGGCACUUGCUGAAAAAGGUUCUCAAUUUGCGGUUUGUAGUAGUGUCUGUGCGUGUGUCAAGUAAGGGCUGUGAUGCUUGGUCACGUGAUGGUUGUUGUUUGCAGCGGCAGCUUCGUGCCAGAGGCUGGCCGGUUUUGUUGAAGUUUGUUCAGAGUUGAUCGCAUUGUUGAAGGAGCAGAGGGUCAAAAAGACAUUGUUUGUUGAUCGUCUGGCGCAAUGAAGUGCUUUGUCUUUGGACGUCGACAGUGUCGUUGGAUAAGGGCUUGGUGCAACUUGCCAGUUUUGGCAAUGGACUGGCUUUGGCUGGGACUUUGGGAGUUGCGAAAGUACGAGAGAGAGAGAGGGAAUCGGAUUGUCAUGGAAGUACUCAACUACUCACGGAGCUGUAGGCACAGCAGUGCGGUUGCUGUCGGGAGUUUAAAAUCCUCUUUUUUUUUUUUCUACCCUCCUUGUUUUGAGCGCUGGCGUAACAUACGGAACGGGAAUGAAUUCUCAGAGCAUCGUUUCGCUGCUACGAAGCGCUGUGAAUCUGGGUGACGUUUCUAGCUGGCCAACGCUAGCUUCGUCGAAACCCCCGAUACCUUCUGGCGUAUUUUCGCGUCGCCGACGAGACGUUCAGCCGAUGGCAUUGCGUCGUCGUUUCCGUGUGACCGCGCGUCUAGGUCUUGAGUUAAGCGUGAUGGUUUCCGAAGUGGAGCGCGUUUUUGCGAGGCUUCGCUUUGGGAGCAUUCCUCUUGCAAGGGUGCUACGAGCGGCCGACAACUGUCCGUGCUAGAGGCGUUCUGCUGCGAAGUGUGGGUGAUCUUGGCAUGUGGGUAUAUACAGGCUCGUAUAUACAUAGCUAUUUUCGGGUUCCUCUUGUGGUAUUUGAUCCACACUCAUGAUUUCAGAGUCUGCAUGCUUCCGAAUGCCUUUUUCCAGUGGAGUCUGUCUUAUAUUUUUUUUUUUUCUCAAGCACAAGCACUUUGCUAUUCCUUGGUUAACGGUACAGAUGUAGCAGGCUGAUUGCAGAGGCUUCACACAUUGGCUUUCCCGAUCGUUAAAAUUUUCGCCGCAGCCGGCAAAUUCUUGACGCCUCCCCCCCCCCCUCCCUUUUCGCUUGCAAGUCGCAUGCGGCUGCCGCCCGUUUCUUGGCUUAUGUUCUUCAUUGCCAAUGUGUCCAUUGUGACUUGUGGUAGAGCCCUUGUGAUCUUGUGGCGAGAACAUUGGAUCAUCCUUUAUGCAACCAAACGUGUUUAAGCGGCGGGUCAGGAGAAAGCAGGGUCGGUGUGGCCGGGAGCGUGUUCUUUGUGUAGGUGUUCUGCACACACGUUGCGGUAAUGUCGUUGCUUUCCUGGUUUUUUUGGGAUGUACAAAAGUAGUGCAAGUUUCCCGUCGAUCCUGCAUCGUUUCUGCAAGGACGCGAAAGAAACGGGGAAGUACUGGAACACUUACAAAAUGACUCGGUAGGAUGUGUACAUAAAGCACUCUUCUACAAAAAGACAAAAAAGUGAAAAAGAAAGGAUGAAAUGAAUAAAAAGCCUAAUGGAUUUGUCUGUCACCAUACUAGUUUCCUCAGCGAUAAAUGGGGAUUGCAAAUGAAAUCGCAGACAAAUGCAGGAAAAAGGUCUCGUGUUCGAGCAGUCUUUUUUUUUUGGUACAGGAUGGCGUUCAAGAGUGUGUCUGCAUUUAAAAAUAGUAGUCGCACCCACGCAUUGUGUGAAAGCAUUACCAGAGAUGGGCGAGGUCUUCAUCUUCAGAACGCCGUGAGGUCGUGCGUGAUGGCUGUGACACACCCACAUCGCAUUUUUCCGGCAUUAAGCAAAAGUUUGCCGGCAUGUCUUCGUGGUUUUUUUUUUCUUGCAAAAUUGGUGUUUUGAGCCCCCUGUCAUUGCAGUGGUCUGUAGGCGAGGCGAGUUCUUUCCUGGCAGAAUUCUCAUUGGUUCACUUAGUUUAGGUUCACCCAUUGUUGCUGCUUCCAGAUUGUGCUCAAGUCGGCCUUGAUGUGCAUUUCCGUGCGUGUAUGUGAUUCCGCUUAAAGCCCGCAUUCUGGAUGAAAGGUGGACAUCUGGAUUAAAGACUGUUGACUCUGCAACCACGUUCUUUAAAGUGAGUGGUGUUGCCGACUUCAGCUCCAAAAAUCUGAGCCACAAAGUUUUUAAAACAAGACAGGUAUGAAAAAAGAUUCGCCAACCUGGCCGAAGGUGCAUGGGUUUUCUGGAAAGCUUUAGUAGAUUCUUUAACAACUUUGUGGUUAUGCCUUAAAUGAAUAUAUUCCAUUUCUGACACCAUGAGCAGUCCAGUUUCAGUACAUUCUUUUUCUGUUGUGUGGAGUUGGUGUGGCACUUUAUUGUUGCUUCCUAUUUGAAAGGAUACCUGUAUGGGAGAAUUCUGGUAUGUUUGAAAAAACUGAACAUUUCCUCUCAAAACCGAGGAACAUCAGUCUUUUUGGUUAUCGUCAGAAUGGAGCAUUUUCACAAGUGUUUGUUCAUGCAUGCUUGGGCGAAACGAAAUCCGAGCUGGCCUUGGAACUGGAACUUGUUCUUAGGGGAGAAUGAAGGGUAGAGUGGAUGGAUUGACGAUGGAUCGUGCGUAUCGUUGCUUUGCAACAAAUGAAGUGCCAAGCGUCGCUUGUUCCAACAGACCUGGCACAAGUGUUCACUCGUGAACGUAUGCAACGGGAACUGUGUCGCAGCGCCCGGUAACAAUGUGCAACUGCGAGGGGGUUGGUGUUGGAGAGGCUCUUUCGUGUUCUGCCUGCGUGAAAGCACUGCCAUCUGAAGGUGUGUCGGAGGGGACAAGAGUGAUAGCCUUAGCGAUGCAGAGCUGGGCCUAUGCAAGUCUGAUGACCUGUUAGAAGGGCUAUUUGUUCACAGGUCUACUAACAGGUCUGUUCAACAGCAUCAGCCCACUGUGAGGUCACAAAUGACCCCACGUCAAGCUGCCGCUGUCCAUGCUGGAUUUACGCGAAAUAUGUCGACCUAUUUACAAUUGCAGUGGCUUUGCACAUCCCCAAAACGAGCCCUACCUUAGAUGUAUAUUGGGUUUUACUUUACCAAACAUUCGAAUACAGUAAUUUUUUUGCUAGACAUUGGCAUCGUAUGAAGCGAUGUUGGCACCUACGUUGUGGCUAUGAUUAGUAUGGAUAAAAUAUUGUGUUGUUAGGUGUUUAAUGGACAGCAUGAGCAUGCGUGUCAAGGAAGCCCUAAAAAUGGACCAGCAUGGGCUUUGUUAGUCUGCAUGUUUUAUUGUGCCGGCUUGGGGUGUAUACCCAAGCCGGCACUACGUUAAGCUUGCGUAGGUCCUGGCACAUUCCUGCUCGGCAGAUGGGGAGGAUCAGGAUGGCGCGAGAUUCACAGCUCGCCUAGCAUUGCGUGCCUCAAGACUGUUUUACAUUGCCAAUUCGUUCUAGCAACGUGAAUUUAAAAAAGAAAUUUCUCGCGAGUCUUGCCAUCCAAAGUGCACCCUGUCGAAUUUCUGUAGAAGCUUUAUUUUGGCCCUAAUUUUAACGUGCUCACGCGAAAUUCUUGGCGUCGCCAUUCCACAAGCGUUGAGCGGGAAAUGUCUAUGCGUUACGGUCGGAUGCUAUGGCAGUUUUAGAGCUUGAAAUUAUGACAUUCACUUUUGGGGAAGUUUCCUUUAAAACUGCCGCAUGACAAAAACAAGAGCUUCUUACAGAAUUGCAACAAGGCAUCGACAGUUUCCAUGAUUCAAAAAGGAAAUUACAGCUCUCGAUAGAACCCAAGGUUAGGGCUCCGUGUCAUGAGGCUCAAGAGCAGCUUGAUAAUUUAUGUCUUGUUCCGGGAUAUUGGCCCUCUCUGGAAUGCAAAGUGAGGGGUGCAGUGCAAAAAGAAAAAAAAAAUGAUUAUGGUAAGAGCCCUCUUGUACUUACACUUCUGAAUGCCUGUCCUCCUCUGUACUGACCAUGUGCCUGUUAGAACGGUAAAAGUACACCUCGCUAAAUUAUUUCUUCAAUCUCAUUUCGGCAAGUUUUGCCACGCUCCUGAUCCAUCAAGGUGAUCCCAGACUACAGUGCAUAGCCACUUCACCAGCACCGUCGAGCUGCCUUCGACGGUGUUCCCUUUUCCCUGAGGCAUAUUUCCGUUUUCGAGCUUGCCUACAUUUCACAAUACAUAUUCGAGCCUAAGAAGCAAUAGUGGAACUGCGGGGAGAUUAAAGUUAGUCUCACCACCAUUUGACGCAUGGCUGCACAUAAAAAACCGCCAAGAAUUGCUGUUUGAUGUGAUCGGCGUCCCGUUCCAGCGUCACUAAUUCUCCAGAUCCGGGUCGUUCACUUGGGAACGGAUACAAGCUUGCGAAUGCUACAUUGAUCGUUUCAGAAGUUCGUUGACGUGUCCGCUAAUUGAGCAUGUCCGCGGUAACGUGCGCAUGCUUUUGCUGCUGGAGCAGUAGAACGCAAGCAACAUUGGCGAGCCAGUUUCACUGCAUCUCUUGUGGUGCAUUCCAGUUCUUUGCUUACACAGCCGCUGCGCCACCUUCACCGGAAAGUGGGUGAAUUUAGUACCUUUCCGACCCAGAUGAAACUAUGAACACGCAAUGUUGGUGACAGAGCUGUCGGCUGUGCCAUCUAGGCGAGCACACGACAGAGCACAAAAAGUCGAGCGCUCAUUCAACAAGUGGUUGGACUUGCCGUCGCGUUAAAGGCUCCGUAAGACGCUUUUAACACAAUCAUCAUUGGCCUUUGAAAGAUGCAAAAAGCAAUGUGUACGAACAAUUACACCUGCUACCAUAAAACUACAUGUUGUACCAGCUGUCACGUGUUGUGACAUACUUUGUGCAGCGUCUCGUUGACAGCGAUGGUGGCGGGCUGUGAAAUAUUGGAUUUCUUGUCGAAUUGUCGCAAAUAAAACGUUUAGGGACUUAAUGGCUUUGGAUCCAUGCAGUUUCAUACUUCAACUGAGAAAAGGAAAGGCAUUCUUGCCUCCCCUGUGCUUCUUGCAAGCUUAGGAAUCGACAGUGUUCGCAAAACAUUCGGAAGACGAAGACGAAAAGAGCGCAUUUACAACAGGAAUGGCACCUUUCGCAUUUGUGUUUUGUGCGUUUUACGAGCACUGUUAAGAUGAGCCAACUCGCCAAAAUCGAGGUUUUGUCGCUUGGAAAUUGAGUAAGGGAGCUUUGUUCUCAGCAGCACACUGUAACGGCCCUUUGUAGCUCUGCACUACAAAAUGACUCCUGGGAGACACCAUUGUCACACCCAUCGGGAUUCCAUUGAAACAACCUUAUCUGCUAGGCUGGCAUGACCACAUGUCGGCUCAAAUUUGACAUUCGGGUAUUUUGCCACUGUAUGCCAAGGCUGUCUCCAACUUUAAUGCUAGUUGCAAGUUUUGAUGGGCUUUUCAGGCUCCAUUUGUCCAUAUUUUGCAAUGUUUUGCAAGGCUGUGUGAAACUUGUGACGUUGGAUCAUCCAUCUGGAUUCAAUCUGGAUUCUUCUGUAUUCUAUCUGUGUCAUUCAAAAUCAUCCGGAUUCUAUCCACAUUGUUAACUAUAGAGGCCGGCACGUGGCAGCACAAAGGCACUGACGUGUUCCCCAUCUCUACGAGCAUGCUGUAUUAACAUUUCAUCCCGGCCACUGUUAAACUCAGUGGGUGGGGCGUGUAUUCCAGGAGUUUUCAAAGAAGCUUUUUGGCACCAGUGUGUUUAAGAUGAAAUCUGUUCUGUGAGCUUGAACCUCAGUGUCACGCCUGAUUGUAUAAUACCAGAAUUUUCUUCUGUCUGUAAGAAGGCCACAUCGAAGUUCGUACGAACGCAUGAAAAAUAGGGUGGCGGUGCAUCUGUGAGAAAAAUUUUUUGCUACUGAAGACUCCUGUGUUUGGACGAGAUGCCACCGGCCUUGGCAGUGUGCAAACGCACCAUAGUGUGUGAAUCCUUUGUAAACAGUUGAAUGGAACCUGUUAUAGCGUCUAAACUAUGUACAACAACAACAAAAAAGGAGGAAUUUUUUCACACCUGCCAAUAUUGUGCAUGGUAAUGGUAUCUACCUGCUGUGGCACCACUUGCUCCAAGAGAAAUUGUGUGCAUUCUGUUUUGGGUGUCUGGCGGGGAAGCAUUGCCGAUCGCAGGUAGUCGCUGAACAUCGCAGUAUUGUCGCUAUCGUUUUUGUUGCGCCUAUGAAUGCUAUGUGUUGGGAGGAACACAUGUUCCCUUUUGUAAAAUCUUUAAGCUGUUGCCAGGUGCCACUGGCAUGCAAGAACUUGAUGUAGGCUACACAAAAUGUCUUUCUGACUUCGGUUACCGGCUGACUGUCUAAAUGAUAGCCCCUAGAGAAAGAGAAGGAACAUUAAAACGUCGCACAUUGCUUUUCUAAUCAGAGUUGUUUUCUGGCCUGCCUCAAACAACACAGCCAUUGUGGUGGGAUGUUUACUCCAAGGCAUGUUAUCUUGGCAUUUAGUUUUAACUAGUGUCAUAGUUGAACCUUCACUGACUUAAGGUGUGAUUACUCUAGUAAUUGAUUGACCCGUAAGAGUUGCAGCUUUUGCAAAAGUAACGAUCCUGUAAUGUUCGUAUCAAAUGGCUUAGCUCUGUUCAGUCUAUUCUGGCAAUUCAGGAGAAUAUUUUAUUGCAUGAAGCUGGUUUCUUGGUGCCGCGACCCAUGUAUUGAAUGAUGUGCGAUUUCUGCAUGUGUGGUAUGCUGUGUGCAUGUGCACGUUUCCCCCCAAAAUGUGCCGUUGUUAAGGCACAAUCAAAGUAUGCAUGUCGAUGUAUUUUUGUGACGUCUUUCUAAACCUUGCUGUAAAAAUUGUGGAAAACAAAAAAAGACGUACGUAUGCACACCUGUAUUGUGAUUGGACCGCCUGCUGAGGUGUUUGCUGAAGCUGUCGGAAGGAAUACAAAUUUUUGACAUGCGGAUUCAUAGUUACAAAGAAAAAAAAAAACUGUUACACAGCCCUGCUUUGGUUCGUCAGCGUGGUUGACGGGUAGGAAAUUAUUUAGUUAUAAGUUUUUUAUACACUAGCAUAGCUCUAUUAAGGAACAUUUUGUAGGGGUACGUUGGGCGAUCCCUUUUAGGGAUAUUGUCACUUUUGCGAAAUUUUGUGCGACUCAGUAUUGAGCACGCCGGCACACGCAGCUGACAGCAUUUACGACGCUGACAGGAAUACUGGCGCCUGUAUACUUUGACAGAUCUGAUGUCGAUUCCCGUUAAAUGUGUUGAACGCAAUUACGCAAGAAUUUUUCGAAGUCAGUUUAAGCUGGUAAAUUACCCUUGUCAGAUUAAGUUACCAUGUUUGACACACAAUAAGAACGUCAGCUAUUAUGGUCGAAAAGUAGUUUUUAAAAUAGUCCAUUACGUUAACUAUUUACGAUGCCAGAUUUUCAUGCACUGUGUAGCCUGCUAUCGGGAUGUUACAUCAGCCUGAUGUUGCAUAAGCUUGAUUUCAUUCUGAGUACCCGUCCCCAGCUCUAAAGCUAGAACAGGGCACUUGUAAUCGGAUGAGGCCUAGUUGCGGACGAAUAUUUACAACUAAAGGAAAAGGUAAUGCGCUUUGUUUCUGUGCCUAGCGUUUGCCACGUAAUGAUUGUGCACAGAGUCCUGUGGUUACUCUCUUCACGACUUCCUAAUAGUGUGACUACAAACUCUGUAACAUCACGAUUGCAGGCUGUUUAGUGGAUGUUUUACCGAGUCCGUGAGCCGCAUACACUCUGCCCGUUAACCUCGCUGGGUAUCUGCACUGUGCAUCCCUUCUUAGCGUUGGGCACUAUCCCCGCGUAUAUAUAUAACCGUCAUUAGACUGCACACGUUGAUGUUCUCGUAUCUUGACUGCCCCAUACUGACAAAGCUGUACUGUGAUAAUAUUAUAGGAAACUCCGUCUCGUGGAGAGCACUGGAGUUCCCCCAAACAUUUAAUCCUUCUCUCGAAUCCGUCUUGUCGUCACCACGCUGCCGUCCCAAUAGCCUCGCCACGCGAGAAGAGCGCAGCGUCUGUCCGCUAGCACAAGUUGUGCCUCCGUGUGCACGCUGCGAAGCAACUUUGCGUACCUUCUAUGCACCAUCUGUCUGUAAUGGCGUUGCGUGCAUAAAAACGCCUCGUUUCACACAGUGCGCAAGAGCAGAACCACUGCGCAUGCCCUCUGUGCGAAACGUGGCAUUCUCACACGCGCGACACCGUUAUGGACGCUGUGUAGGCAGUACUUAAACUCGCUCGCAUCGUGACGUUUGGAGACUGCUUAUGACUCGGCACCCGGGGCUGUGAUGCACUUUGGUUUGCAUGGAUGGCGUUCUUCUUGAAUCUGUGGCGAGGGUGUUGCGCGACUUUGCUUUUCCCGAUGAGUACGCAGAGCCCUUGUAUGGUUCAGUGACGGUGAAUGUAGUUGUGACUGUUGUUGUACAUCUUGGCUAUGCAGUAGGUACUCUUGAACCUCUAUGUAACGAAUUACCUGAUAUAAUGAAGUAGCCUAAAUUUUUUUUUUUGCAUUAUGUAAAGUAUGCACGCUUAUAGCAAAUAUCAGACAUGACUAAGGUGCAUUCGUGUCGUAUGCAACGUUAAGACGGGACUGGACUUUUACGCGAGUUGGUUCUUCCACAUUACUGAUGUUAUACUUGUUUUUGACUUCUGAAAGCACCUGUAUUUACCUUAAUGUUGUGGUGGGACCGGUGUACAGAAAGGGACACCUGUGCAUUUGCGUAACAGUAUUAAUGACCCCAUCUGCUCUGUGGAGGUCAAAAUUCGUGUGCUCUCUUUACGGUCAGGCGUUUACAGCACUAGUGUGUCUCAACAUCAUAACUUUAAACUGGCACACUGUACCCUGCUGCAUCCUCAGUGCUCACUACUGCAGGGUGAUGACAGUAUUGAUUCCGUUGACAUUUGAUCUUUUGUACGAUUUUGACUGGUCUCACUGAGUGUGCCAUUAAUGUUGGGUACAUAAAAAAGGCAUUAAUCUCCAACCCAGCUGUAAAAUACAAGGGCUUUGCUGCUACAUCAAGUUUUUUGUGUCGCAUCGGCAGUUUUUUCAGUGGGCUUUCAACUGGUUUCUAUUGAGUCUUUACUGUCACAUACGAUCGGUGUUGCCAUUGCGCAUUUUGAAGCACUUCCUCGCGAUGCCACUAAGUUGUAUGUGUUCUACAUUUGACUGCUGUACCUGUUGCAUGCAUGGUGUGUGUGCGUGUGUGUGUGGCUGGAUGUGUGUGUGUGGCAUUACAGCAAGUGGUUGUAAUGUGCAACUAUAGAAGCAUGUGUAUGUGACAAAAGCGAUGCUGCACGAAUGACACCUGUUCCAUUUGAUGCAAAUCCUUGUCGUUGCACCGUUGCCCUGCAUGCCAUUUGACGUCGACAACGAUCAGGUUCUUGGCGAGCUGUUUCAUCUCGCUAAUCAAGCAAGCAUUCACGUAGUACUAUUUCUGAACUAAUCCACUGCUCAGCACUUUCCGCAAGGGUAGAGGCCCUGGAACGCUUUUUAAGCUCGACGAACAGACCCACUUCAUCAAGACAGAGCUAAGCUUUAUGCACAGCAGUUUCAAAUCUUUCUUGUGCUGGUAUUUUCAAGGUACAGCCAUUGUUGAUCCCAGCUUUCUAGUUCUGGCUUGCAAGUUGUGGCGCGUUGUGGGAAGUUAAUGUCGUGACACUGUUCUUUUGAUGAGUUGUGGAGCCUGCUCAGAAAAUCGGCUUUGCGUCUUAUGGUGUGGCAAACUUCUUGUUUUGUGUGAUGUAUGUAUCAUUUUUCUCGUGCUUCGAUUGACAGGAAUGGAUGCAUGCUAUGGACUUGCUUGUUGGUCCGUGUGUCAUAGUUCGUUUGAUUGCCCAGCACCCAUGGCGUCUCCUACGACGGUGGACAAAGUCAUUUUAGCUACUGUAAGCCCAAUCAGUGGCUCGGAGUGCCUGAAUUUCUCUCGGAACGUUGGAAGAAUGGUGGGGCCACAGCAGAAUACCAUGUGACCACGCCCGAAACAUGCUUGCAGGUUGUUGGUUGUAGCGUUUCCUAUGUUUCAGCCCCUGAAACUUGUUCUUUAAAUAUCAACGCUAGUUGAAACAGGUCUUGAGUAAACCUUGAGGGCAUUGAACUCUGGCUGUAAACAACAGCAAGCUGUUUUGAGUUGACCCCUGAAGUUGGGAAGCGUGCAGUGUGUGCCGACUGCUUACCUUGUAGUCCAUGCCUCCUUUUGUUGGUACAAAAUUACUGCCGAGGAUGUGUUAAAAUGUUUAAACAUACGAGGGUUUGCAUGCUUCGUGCCUUUUCUGCGUCUUGCAUUGAAAAAAAAUCAAACUAGCCUGACAUCACCGAUUACCUUCUAGCAUUGUACAAGUGUUCUGAUGUUUGCCGUGGUGAUAUGCUGAUCAUGUCUUGGCUGCAAAAGUGUUCUCUCAGUGACCAGGUCUUGGAUUGAGCAGCAGUGCUUCUUGUACAAGGAUGCUGGGUGGUAUGUUUUCGACGCUCACGAUGGGGUGUUAACGGCGUCAGUACUCUACGUUUUGGCCUGUCUGGUUCUAUCUGGGCAGACGAUGGUGUUGGGACUUGUCUGUUUUUUCCUUUUUGCGUAUAUUCGAACACAUGCAUGUGAGGAAGCUUGUGCGAUGUUUCUCUUUUUUUAUUAUUUCUGCUGUUUCGAAGAGAUGUGAUUGUUAAUGUAGUGAAAAAAUGUUCUUGUAGGCAGGUUCGUUGCUUGAAACUCGUUUGGUCGAACCCUCUUCUUGUAAAGUUCUCGUCCCGUUGCACGUUCCUUAUAUAGAGCAUGACAGAACUCUGUUUUUGCAGCAGAAAUGUGGACAGUGGACGUGUCUUCCUUGCAGUGGCCGAAGGUGAAACAAAAACAUUGUGAAAAGGCAAAAAAAAAAAAAGUGUAGCGGUGAUGUACAGGGCGUCCAUUUUCGGGGAAACAUCACAUCACUAUUGAAAAGAGCUCAUAAGGGCUGGAAUUUUCAGAGGCUGCUGACAAACCUAUCCUUCAUAAACAUCCACAUCAGGCAUCAUAUCGGUCUUAUAAUUACGCUGAGAAACCAAAAAAAAAAAAAUUCGCACUCCAUAGGUACUGACGAAAACCGACAUUCACAAAACAACUCUUAUUUGCUGUCCGCUGUUGGCUAUUGCAAUGUCGGCUGCAUUGACCUCGUCAUGCUAACUUGAGUGGCAGCCGCUUGCAGGCCAGGCAGUGAAAAAGCAUUUCUAAGAAUAGUUUUGUAAAUGCGUGACUGGCUGUUUUCCCCGUGAAUGUGAAUGACCCCCGUACGUGUUUCAACAACAGUAGAACCUCGCGGCGUUAAGUGUGCGAUCGUAUUCGUUCCAUUGAGGAGCGGGAGGCUUCUGUACAUACGAAACCUUAGGCGAUCAGUGAAACGGGGGAGGGCCGGAGCAGUACCAUUGGUCAGUUGUAGUUUUGCCUCGCGCACCAAUGGGAGCACGGAAAAAAAAAAAAGUAUGGCGGCGACGGGAGUUAAGCAGGUGUGUCCUUUCUUCUUGAAUGUUGUUUUUACUGCCUCAGCUGUGAAUUGCCAAGGCCUGUGUUGUUUGUACUAGUAAAGAGUAUCUGUGCGUUUAUUCUCUAGGAUGAGCAUUGCGGCCUCCCCUACAGGUGGCGGUGGGGUUGGGGCUUGGCCUGCUACAAGAGCAAUCAGUUUUCUCGUGAGUUUGUCUCGUUGUUGGGCGCCUUCGUUUACGUGUCCGAGGGAUCGUCAGCAAACUCGUGUAUGUGCGUUAGUUAGACAGCGCGCGGUGAAUUUGAUCGACAGGGGGAAAGAGAAACACUUCCAUGCCUCAUCCGUAAUGUCGCCCCCAUGACUGAACUUGGUUUUCCCGACAGAAGACAAAGUAAUGCAUCGCUCUUUCUUCUUUCCCACGACCCUUUAUUCUUUGGGUGCUCGGUACACUACAGGAUGCGAUUUGCAUCCAUCGCUGCUGUGCUCACGGGGCAAUCCUGUCGGGAUUAUUGCUCGUAAUUUUAUAGAACCAGCAGAGACACGACUCGGUAAAAGACGACGACCGAAAGCGUCGUCGAUCGAGUCGGCUCAAUGCGACACCGUCGCAGGUUGAGGCAACCGUCCAAAAGCUAGCAGGCGACCAUUUUCUGCAGCUCUCUAUGUGUUUACACUGUCGGUUUCAAAAAGGUGGCGCCCCCUCCCUCACCAAUGGUUGUCAGCUGCGGGCCGACAGGUUGCCUGAAGCCUGUACCAGUGUCGCAUGUCCCACCUACCAUCGCCUGCUUUUUACAGGGGAAAAAACGACAAACUUUUCGCAGCAACUUAACAUUUUGACAAACAUGGGGACAAAGAGCCAGCGUUAAAAAAAAAAUGUGCAUGACAACACAACCUCGGACCGAUUCUGUUCGGUCGUUUAGAAAAAAAACGAAAGACACUGUUGGAUUUCCAUAAAUAAAGACAAACUUCAUUA
Messenger RNA from Rhipicephalus sanguineus (brown dog tick), 17778 nucleotides. It is a transcript of the gene Pur-alpha, whose product is annotated as transcriptional activator protein Pur-beta. Lineage: Eukaryota; Metazoa; Arthropoda; Arachnida; Ixodida; Ixodidae. Bases 1103 to 1870 code for a protein of 255 amino acids. Gene Ontology annotation, molecular function: DNA-binding transcription factor activity, RNA polymerase II-specific; RNA polymerase II transcription regulatory region sequence-specific DNA binding; purine-rich negative regulatory element binding. Gene Ontology annotation, biological process: regulation of transcription by RNA polymerase II. The record is from RefSeq and is a predicted model, not a curated record. Gene Ontology annotation, cellular component: nucleus. The transcript has 7 exons.